CCUCCGUCUGAAUGGAGCGCGCCGUGCGUAAAGUCCGAGCCGCAGCCCAGCGCCGCUUGCCGCGGUUUCUUCCUCGCGCGUUCCGGCCAUUUACGUGCUAGCCAUGACGCGGGAGGAGGACCUCAUCCGGAUGGCCAGGAAGCUGGAAAAGAUGGUGGCUCGGAAUAACACGGAAGGCGCCAUCGACCUGCUGAAGGAGCUCAAAAGUUUCAAUAUGACCCUCAAACUACUUCAGGAAACGCGGAUCGGCAUGUCUGUGAAUAGCAUCAGGAAGCACUGCCCAGACGAGGAGGUCAUCGCCUUGGCAAAAGUCCUCGUGAAGGAGUGGAAAAGACUUUUGGGUACGUCCCGCCGGGCCGCGCCGCGGAUCGCGCGCGCGGGUACGAUUUUUCCCCCCCCUGACGGCACGCCGGCGCACACACACACACACACACCACACACACACACACACGCAGACUCCGGCCGACCUCAAACGGAAAAAGCGGCGGAAGAGGAGGAGAAGAAGAACGUUUCGGAGUCCGGGAAAGCGGCGCCGUCCCCGAACAGCUCACCCAGGAGAUUGGACGGCAAACAGAGACAUGAUUCAGUGCCCGAUCCAGAUCAGUCCGUUAGAGACAGGAAUGAAAAACGUACUGCGCAGAUCAAAAAUAAAAACGGCCUCGGAGAGAAAGAAAAGCACCCGCGUAAGAAACACCUCAAAGAAAAAGUUGGAGAAGAAGGGAAAAAUCCGACAGAAGCCGAAAACAACCAUCUUGAGAAAAGACAGAACCACGUAGAAGAUCGCCUCAAGGAGACCAGGAAGUUCAGUGACUUCAAACCCAAAGAGGAGAGCAGAACUGAGAGGCUGAUGAACGCAGCACCAGAAGAACCCGCGAGGGAGACCUGCAGGCUUCGCCCUGCAGGUGUGCAAAAGCCGUUUUUCGAAAGGAGAGGAGUUCUGGACAGCAGCGUUCUGUACCCCACCCGCUUCCCCUCGCCUCCUCGACCCGCGCGUCCGCCGCCCCCCGCCGUCAAGCGCCCGUCGGCGGACGUGAAAGGAGAGAGGAAGGAUGGCAAAGACUCCCCGCUUGGACGCUCUCCCGCUUCGGGGCUGACCUCCCCCAAGGCUAAGCGCCCUUCACUGGACUCCGACAAAGAGAGGAACGCUCCCAAAGACCCGAACGCCGCGUGGGCCCCGCUUCCUUUUCUCCUUCGUCCCCCGCCGCCGAGAAACGAGCCCCCGGACCCAAACGCUCCUCUGCCUCCGCUGCCUCUCCAUCUUCACCCCCCGCCCGCUCCCAGGCGACCCCCGCCGGCUGGGAGAAAGGAGAGGAAGGACGCCGCAGACCCUAAAAUAGCCUCCCCGAAGAAAUCAGAACACGUGAAAAGAGACAGGAAAGACAGUUUGGAUAGCAAAGUGGCUAAAAAACAAGCCGUGGUGGAAGCCAAGAAAGAAAGGAAGAACUCUCUUGACUCCAAAUUGAGCCAGCCAGUGAAACAACAGCAUUCGCCUGACACGAAAGCCGACAGGCGGGGGUCGGACUCAAAGCGGGGCGUUUCACCUCCGGCCAAGAAGCUAACGUCUGAAAGGCGAGAGUCUCAAGGCUCAAAGGCCCCCCAGCCUGGACCGCCGCAAAGGAAGCCAUCCACUGACCACAAUGGAAGAAAGGGCAAAACCGAAGCCCCGAAAACUCCAACCACCCCCACCAGCCCCACGUCACCUGGUUUCACAGCCGCCGGAGACCCGCUGCCGCCACACCUGACCACCGGCGACUCCGUCCGAGACAAGUGCAUCGAGAUGCUGGCCGCCGCCCUGCGCACAGACAAUGACUACAAAGACUUUGGAACAAACUGCGACGGCAUGGCGGCAGAGAUCGAAGCUCGCAUCUUCCAGGAGAUCAAGGCCACCGACAUGAAAUACAAGAACCGAGUGAGGAGCCGCAUCAGUAACCUGAAGGACCCCAAGAACCCUGGCCUGCGCAGGAACGUUCUCGCCGGAAGCAUCGAUUUGAGCCGCAUUGCCACUAUGAGCGCUGAGGAAAUGGCGAGCGACGAGCUGAAACAACUGAGGAACGUCCUCACCCAGGAGGCCAUCAGGGAGCACCAGAUGGCCAAAACCGGGGGGACCACCACCGACCUGCUGCAGUGCGGGAAGUGCAAAAGGAAGAAUUGCACCUACAAUCAGGUGCAGACGCGCAGCGCUGACGAGCCCAUGACAACGUUUGUCCUGUGCAACGAGUGUGGAAACCGCUGGAAGUUCUGCUGAUGCCUCACUGAUGAAACGUUUUUUUUUUUUUAAAUAAUGGGAGAUUUAUCAAUGUAGUUGAUUUCAAAUAUUUUGCAUUUCUACAAUUUUCACUUGAAUUUUUCCGUUUUGUUUUUUUAAGGCAUGCUGAUCACGAAAGUUCGAUUUAUGCGAAAUUGAAGACCGAGCGCGGAUAAAAAUGUCCCCGUCAUUUAAGUAUGAUCAGAGCACACAAUGUGAAUAAAAUAUGAUCAUCUGCGAUUAGGUUUGAUCCCAAAAUGUUCUCCAAUGUUCCGCAGUGUUGUCAUGAAGGAAAUCCUUCACCAGUAAGUGAUGAUGGUUGUCUCUGCUGUCAGAUUUAUUAAAACCAC
This is a messenger RNA of Syngnathoides biaculeatus (alligator pipefish), 2595 nucleotides long. RefSeq names its product transcription elongation factor A (SII), 3 (gene tcea3). The transcript is spliced from 19 exons. Gene Ontology annotation, biological process: DNA-templated transcription; transcription elongation by RNA polymerase II. Gene Ontology annotation, cellular component: nucleus. NCBI's taxonomy places the organism in Eukaryota, Metazoa, Chordata, Actinopteri, Syngnathiformes, Syngnathidae. The coding region runs from base 104 to 2245 and encodes 713 amino acids. Gene Ontology annotation, molecular function: nucleic acid binding; zinc ion binding. The record is from RefSeq and is a predicted model, not a curated record.